Paramormyrops kingsleyae is the source of this 2237-nucleotide messenger RNA. RefSeq names its product metabolism of cobalamin associated C (gene mmachc). NCBI's taxonomy places the organism in Eukaryota, Metazoa, Chordata, Actinopteri, Osteoglossiformes, Mormyridae. The record is from RefSeq and is a predicted model, not a curated record. Gene Ontology annotation, molecular function: FAD binding; cyanocobalamin reductase (cyanide-eliminating) (NADP+) activity; demethylase activity. Gene Ontology annotation, cellular component: cytoplasm. Gene Ontology annotation, biological process: cobalamin metabolic process.
UGUUCCAACGUCAGUGCGUAAGACGCAUGACGCGCAGGGAGUACUGGGAGUUGAAGUGCGCGCGUUGCGUCAGCCGGCAUGUACCGCAGUCAAUGGCGAUGUCCCAGGUUACUGUCGACGAGGUGGAGAAGAAACUGCAUGACUCCCUUACACCCCUGGGUUUUGAGGUUUACCCUUUUAAGAUCGGCUGGUACAAUGCGCUGCUCUCAGCAUCCCUGCACCUUCCCUACUCUGACGACACACUUGCGGUGGUGGUGUUGAGCACCCCGGACAUGUUUGACCAAGCCUUCAAGCCGUUCCUUAAGAGGGACGCCUACAAGGGCGUGCGUGACCCCAUCGACCAGUGUGUGGCUCACUGCAUCUCAAGCUGCGUGUUACAGUGUUUUGCAGACCUCCCUGUUGACAUCCAUUACGACUAUGAGAUACUCCCAAGCCGGAAGCCUCGAUUCCUGGCGCAGACCACCGUGCACGUGGCCGGGGCAGCUUACUACUACCGGCGGAGUGAUGUCACCGCCGACCCAUGGGGGGACAGGAAGAUAUUUGGGGUCUGUAUUCACCCCAGACUUGGCGGCUGGUUUGCCGUUAGAGCUUUGCUUGUGUUCCCGGGCUUGGAGGUAGGAGUGGAGCUACAGCAGAGACCGCCCCCAGACUGUGUUCCCUCCCAGGAAUCCAGAGUGGAACUGCUGGAGAGAUUCAACUUCCACUGGCGAGACUGGAGCUACCGGGACAUCAUCCCGGCAGACCAGAGCUACUCGGAGGAGCAGCAAAUGUACUUUUCUACCCCUCCAGGCCAGCGUGAAGUGCUGCUCAGAGAGUGGGGAUUUCUGCAGAGCCAGGACGCUGGACUACAGGCUCUAGAUCACAGCCCAGAAAGAGAUGGCGCAGGCUGAUUCAUUGCCGUUUUCCUUUUACACGGAAUCCGUUCAACAUUAAUUAGCAAGUUUUUUUGUGGAUAUGUUGAUUUAUUUGAGUCAUUUUUGAAAAUGAAACUUUUAAAAUGAACUUGCAAACAGCAAGGUACUGCUUCUCGUAAUGUAGGAUGAUUAAGUAAGGCGUGUGAAGAGAUUAGAGUGCAUUGAAAGGGAACAGAGAGGGCAGCCCUUUGUAUAACUCUUUAUAUAAUAUGCAAAGCUGAGAUAAGUAAAUGGAUAUUGUACAAAAAUGCCUUUAACUUUUGAAGUGCAUUUCCCUAGGAGCAGAGGGUAAAGCACUUACCCAAAGUGCUGAUUUUGAUUUUUUGCAAUCUGAUCACUCUCAUUGCAGUAGUGUGGCGAGUCAUGUGUGGGGGCGAACAUUUUUAAAAUGGGCCUUGAGAAGACUGUCAGGGUUACUGUUUACUUUAAUUUAUCUGGUACGUUUAAAUUCCCCUUGCUAGAAGCAUAGACCUCAUCUCCAAUAGUGCUUUCAUUAGCUUCUCCAUUUUUAUAAGGGAUCUGUCCAGUUUCUUCGGUUUGUUUUUGCAAACUUUGAAAGCCACGCAUUGCAUAGGUAGGAAUCCAUUCAGGUGGACACCGCCAUUUGUGUGAUUGACAUAAAAGUGUAAAACUAAAGUUCUUUCUUUGUGUAAAAACUUUAAACGAGGACGGAGUACAUCAGCGGUGCAAUUCCGACGACUUUUCUCGAGUGAACACUGUCUGACGAGCCUUUAACCUAACAAAGAGUAAAAAGUGCCGGAAUCGUCUCUGUGGCCCUUAAAAUGGGUGAAAUCGUUCUGGGUGCAGCGUGAAUCCAGGAAGCGAGAUGGAUGCAAGUGGGAUGGACCCUGGCUGGCGGUCGGGUGGGCAGGCAAUGGAGAUCCAUUUCUCUAAUAAGCUGUCACUUUAACUGUCGAGGAACACGGUGUCAGCGAGCGGGAGGGUGGCUGUGCCCACUGCGGUGUGACGGAUAGACCAACACUUCAUUUUGUCAUGGAAACUUACUGGAGGCCAGGAGGGUGGAUCCUGCAGGUUGGUGGAGAUCUUUUCUGUGCUGUGAUCAGUGCAUGAGUCUUGCACAGUCGCUCUGCUGCAUUGUGGCUUGAUGUAAUAUUUAAGUUAUGUGUUUAUCCUUGGAUAAUUAAUAUGAUGCGUGUUCAAAAGAGCAUUAUUGCUGGAUCAUAUGUCCUUUCUGCUUUGCUUAAUUAUCUGUCAUGCUUUGCCAUUCGCUUUGGCCUCCUUUCUGUGCCGCCAAGGGCUUCUGUCCAAAAGGGGAAUAAACAAAUAAACCGACCUUGGGAAAAAAAGGAAUUCUAAAAUUAC